CACAGCCGACACUGGUUCUUCAAAGGGCGCCUCCUGGUGGAUGGGAAGGAAAUCGGGGAGUCGCUGUUCCAGUCCAUCAUGCGCACCCAGGAGAGCAGCAACCCCAACAACGUCAUCAAGUUCUCGGACAACAGCAGUGCCAUCCGGGGCAGGGCCGUGUGUUCCCUGUGGCCCCGCGACCCAUCCCGCCCCAGCCGCUUGGAGAAGAGAACGUCGACACGGCAUGUCAUCUUCACUGCAGAGACCCACAACUUCCCCACGGGGGUGGCCCCAUUCAGCGGCGCCACAACGGGAACAGGCGGGCGGAUCCGGGACGUGCAGUGCACGGGGCGUGGGGCCCAUGUCAUCGCCGGCACGGCCGGGUACAGCUUCGGAAACCUGCACAUCCCUG
Terrapene triunguis (Three-toed box turtle) is the source of this 391-nucleotide messenger RNA. Its product is annotated as phosphoribosylformylglycinamidine synthase-like. The record is from RefSeq and is a predicted model, not a curated record. The annotation marks the transcript as partial. NCBI's taxonomy places the organism in Eukaryota, Metazoa, Chordata, Testudines, Emydidae. The transcript has 3 exons.